UACGAUGACGCUUCCAAACUUUGUUCAAUAUCUUCGUGUUAAGUUUACUUCCUGACUCGGGGAAUGAUGGCUGACGGCAAAGCUCCUGACGACUUGACGACUUUAUCGCAGUUAGACGAAACAGAUUUGCUGCGCGCCUUGAAGGCAAGAUACGAAAGCGACAAGAUCUAUACAUAUGUUGGAGACAUUCUCAUAGCCGUCAACCCAUUCAAGGAUCUGCCUAUCUAUGGCAAAGAUGUCUGCAAGCGAUACAUGUUCAACAACAGCAGAUGCUCACAACCUCCCCAUAUCUAUGCUCUGGCAGAGCUGGCCUAUCAGUCAAUGCUCGGGAAGCGGGGCUUGCUGCCAGCCAAUCAGUGCAUUCUCAUCAGUGGAGAAAGUGGAGCUGGAAAAACAGAAAGUACCAAACUUCUUCUGCGCCAGUUGAUGGAGCUGUGUAAUGGGAACACGCAGUUGGAACAACAAAUUCUACAGGUUAAUCCAUUGUUAGAGGCUUUUGGAAACGCGCAGACUCUGAUGAAUGAUAACUCAAGUCGAUUUGGGAAAUAUAUCCAGCUAACAUUCCACAAAGGACAAGUGCUUGGAGCCAAAAUCUCAGAAUAUCUGUUGGAGAAAUCGCGUCUAGUCCAGCAGGAUGCAGGGGAAGAAAAUUUCCAUGUGUUUUACUACAUGUUUGCUGGGAAAACUGCUGAUAGCUUGGCUGAAUUAUCCAUGUCUCCACGUAAACGCUACAGGUAUUUGGUUAAAGGAAUCGCACCUGAAAAUGUAACAAAAUCCAAGCUGAAAUAUGAUGAGUUGAUAAAUGCUCUUGAGCUUGUUGGUUUCACAGACAGGGAACAGUCUGACAUGUUCACCAUACUGGCUGGCAUUCUACAUUUAGGAGAGGUGGUUUUCUCACCUGACGAAUCAGAAGCAGCGACAAUAAGAGAGCAAGGCGGUGCUCAAGCAAUUGCUGUAGCUUGUCAUUUGCUAGGAAUUGACACAACGGAGGUGAGCAAGUGUUUAACGUCCAGUUUGACUGUAACAAGGGGAGAUCAUGUAGAGAGGAAAUACACCAUACAGCAGGCUGAAGAUGUCCGAGAUGCAAUGGCGAAGGCAUUGUAUGGAAGGCUGUUUGGCUGGAUUGUUAACAAAGUCAAUCAGUUGGUGGGCUCCAAAACCAUUAUUCCUCCCAAUGAAAGCCAGCAAAUAGGGAUUUUGGAUAUAUUUGGAUUUGAGCAUUUUGAACACAACAGUUUUGAGCAGGCAUGUAUCAACCUGGCAAAUGAGCAGCUGCAACUGUUCUUCAAUCAGUUUGUUUUUAAACAAGAACAAGAAGAAUACACAAGGGAAGGCAUCGAUUGGACAGAAGUUAAAUUUUCAGAUAACCAACAUUUAUUGGACCUGUUCCUGGAUAAACCCAUUGGGAUCCUGUCUCUGUUGGAUGAAGAAAGCUUUUUCCCCUCAGGCACAGACAGAUCUUUUGUGGACAAACUGAAUUCCAAGUUCAAUCACCUUCCCCAUUACAGCAAGUGUAAACACUCUGGUAUACGUUUCACCAUCUCCCAUUAUGCAGGACAGGUCUCUUACAGUGGUAGCAACUGGCUAGAGAAAAACAGGGACACUUUCCCCAGUGGUAUCAUUAAUGCUCUUAUGCAGAGUAAAAAUAAGCUGAUUGAGCGCAUUUUUAAAGCUCAAAUCACAAGAACUGGCAGCUUGGCUUUCCAGUCGAAAAGGACGAGAAAACUUACUGCUAAGAGGCCUGUGUUGACUGGAACUUCCAAAAGCAAAAUGACUGUCAGUGGCCAAUUUCGGAAUUCGCUGAAGAUCCUGAUGGAGAAGAUGAAUGCAGCCUCACCCAUCUUUGUGCGCUGUCUGAAGCCUAACCAGAAGAAAGCCCCAAACAUGUUUGAUAGUCAGUACAUGCUGGCUCAGCUCUUGUACACAGGGAUGCUUGAAACUGUGAAAAUCAGAAGAGACGGAUUUGCUGUGAGAGUUUCUUUUGAGGAGUUUGUAACAAAGUACAAUCUGCUGGUGUCCUCUCCAAACCUGGCUGUGACGGCAGAGUCCUGUCAGAAGAUCCUUACAGCGAGUGGCCUCAGUGGGGCACAUGUCGGUAAAACUAAAGUCUUUCUGAGAAGUCACCAUGUUGACACACUGAGUGAAAAGAUGCACAAACUGGACCAAUCUGCCAUAAAGAUUCAGAAAGUUGUUCGUGGCCACAAGGACAGAAAAUGGGUGAAGAAAAUCAAAGAGGAUGUCAGGGAGCGUGAAAGAAAAGUAGCAGAGAUGUUGCAGCAGGUGGAGGAAUUGGGACAAUCACUUGUUCGUCAACAGGAGGUGCUAUGUCAGGCAGACAAGGAGGCAGCUAAAGUGGAGAAGUUGUCAAAAGCAGCUCCCCCAUCACCCCUGCCGUCACCACAGCAGCCAGAGCCACCUGCCCCUCAUCAUAAUAUCCUCUCUCCGGAGAAAAUAGAUGGUUCAUUCAGAUCAAGCAGUGGAUCAUCAAUCAGUGAACAUACACAGUUAAAGGUGAGAAACCCGAUGAGUGAUGAUGGAGAAUCGUCUGUGGGCUCUGAAGCUCUGUUCGACUCCAAUGGAGAUUUCUCCUCUGACGAUGACUUCAGCCAGCCCCUCGAAUCCGAGGAUGCAGUCUACAGCUCCACACCCGUGUCUGUGUAUGGAUGGUUCAAGGAGACCCAGACCAGAUACCUUCUCCAGGUCACCGGCACCUUCCCAGAGUGGUUCCAUGGAAUCAUCUCCAGAAGGCACGCAGAAUAUCUGCUGAACAAACUUGGUGCCAUAGGCGGCUUCCUUCUACGGGUUAGCCAGACUAAGUUUUCUUAUUGCCUCUCCUUCAAGGCAGAAGAUCGUUGUCGUCAUUACAUGGUGGAGCAGUUGUAUAACGGAAAGUUUAUCAUCAUCGGCGAAGCAAAGACCCACUCGUCCCUUACAAGUUUGGUAAAGUAUUACCAGAUGAAUAAAAUAUCAAACUGGGAUGGGUUUUUGACAGUACCAUGUGGACAGGAAUUCAAAGAUCAGAAGGACUAUGACGACUUGGUGGAUCAGCAAAUGAUUGCUGUCAUCUUGAAAAGCCUCAGGAGAAGACCUGACACUAUACCGAAAACCACACAGGAUGAUGGGGAGUACUUAGUGCCACGUGACUCUGGACGAAACUCCUACCUAAGUCUGCUACCUGAUUCUGAGGGGUCAGAUUCUCCACAUAAAGCACUCUCACAGAACAAAAAUUAUGCGGAUAAAACUUGGGAGUUGCCACCAUCCAUUCCAAACAGACGUAUUGACUAUGGUCAGAUUAUCACUCCUACGUCACUACAAGAGGUACUCGUAACAUCACAAAAUUUGUAUUUUUUUUCCCUUCAGCGUUUUUAUAUUCAGAAAAAUUUCAGUAUUUCAUCUAAAGUUUCAUUGAUAGAUUCAAUUUACCUUUAUAUAGAGCCACUUAUGAGUUUGUGUGAAGUUUUUUUUGCAAUCAAAAUGUUUUGCCUUCAAAGAUACCAUUUUAAACCAUUUACAAGAUUGUGCUUCUCAACGUGCAUUUUACAGGCCAACCUGUAAAAGUAAUGUACAGUAAUUUUGAUAUUCAUGUACGUAGUAUUACUGUUGUGAUAUGAAAGUGUGGUACUUAAAUAUAGGUGCUUAAUUUUGAAAAUGCUUUAUGGUGUAUGAUAAUAUAAAGAGGUGGCCUGGGCUAAAAUCUAGCUUGAUGAAAAUUUAUCAUACAUCAGGAGUGUGUAUACAUGCAUGUGUGCACUCCUGAGAAGUCGUGAUUAGUUUUCACCUGUCAUAAACUAAUUAAUUACCUGUAGAUUACAUUGCUUCUCACUCACAUAAUUAGAUAGUGCUAACUCACCUGGAGUUCUUCUCACUCAUAUAAUUAGACAGUGCUAACUCACCUAGAGUUCUUCUCACUCACAUAAUUAGACAGUGCUAACUCACCUGGCUGGCUGCCAUGGUAUAAAUGAAAUAUUCUUGAGUACGGCAUAAAACACCAAUCAAAUGAAUUAUAUAUACUCUAUUCUUUUCAGUCAUUAACUCACCUUCAUAGUAAUAGACAGUGCUUCUCAGAAAACUCACCUUACACUAUUCUUUUCAGUCAUUAACUCACCUUCAUGUUAAUAGACAGUGCUUCACAGUAAGCUCACCUUACACUAUUCUUUUCAUUCAUUAACCCACCUUCAUGUUAAUAGACAGUGUUUCUCAGAAAACUCACUUUACACUGUUCUUUUCAGUCAUUAACUCACCUUCAUGUUGAUAGACAGUGCUUCUCAGAAGACUCACCUUACACUAUUCUUUUCAGUCAUUAACUCACCUUCAUGUUGAUAGACAGUGCUUCUCAGAAGACUCACCUUACACUAUUCUUUUCAGUCAUUAACUCACCUUCAUGUUAAUAGACAGUGCUUCUCAGAAAACUCACUUUACACUGUUCUUUUCAGUCAUUAACUCACCUUCAUGUUGAUAGACAGUGCUUCUCAGAAAACUCACUUUACACUGUUCUUUUCAGUCAUUAACUCACCUUCAUAUUGAUAGACAGUGCUUCUCAGAAGACUCACCUUACACUAUUCUUUUCAGUCAUUAACUCACUUAAUACAUGUUAACAGACAGUGCUUCUGAGAAAAAAACACCCCUUACAUAAUUCUCAUCAGUCAGUGUUCUAAAUAGACAAUGUGUCUCAGUCCUAUCACUAUUAUAGAUAGUGCCCAUAACUCAGUUCAUCUUAUAUGUGGACAUGCAGUACAUGCACUUCUCACUCAACUCACCUUAAAUAAUGCUGCUCAGUCAGAUCAGCCUGUUGAGGGUUUAUCCACUCCCUGCUUGUUGACUCGUGAAGUAUUUCAGUAGUUACAUGUAAUCUGUAGAGUGUGAUCAUUUCAACUUCACGUCUUCUCUUUCUAUCAACUCAUGCAUCUGUAUUUCUGUCAGCUUUGUAGAUCUUCGUGUACUGACCUUAAGACUUACAAGUACUUACAUUUGGUCGACUUUUAACAGCCCAGAAAAAUAGCAGUAUUUUUGUCAGUUCCCUAUUAAACCUACAGACUGCAUUUCUAUCAGUUGAUGGACUGAAGGUGUGGAUUACCUGUACAAGUAAUUUAAUUGGCAUGGGAAAUAUGGACUAAUGUGCAUUUCCAACAACUACAAUGUAGCUCAGCUUCUGACAUUGCAUGUUGUAUUUCCUUAUCAGCUUACUUUUUAACUUUAUUUCUUACAACUUUACCUGUAUGCAGUAUUUCUUAAACCUGAACAAAUGUUGGCAAAAUGGGUAUGGCUUUAGUUUGAUGGACACCAUUUAAUUAUCACCCUAUCUUGAGGAGAGAUUCAUAUUUCCUUUGCAAAUUUUGUGAACUUGUUUAUUGCUGCUCCAGGAGGAAGUCUAUAUUAGAAUGAAUGUUUCCAGACAAUAAUUUAAUACUAACAUUUCACUAUAGCUAUACUCUUGUGGUCAGAAUUAUUAUGUGGCUGGUUGAAACUGCGCAGCAAAUUGAAUGAAACCUUGCGUCAUACCUGAUUCACUGAAGAGUUGCCCUCGUGGGGUAUGACCUUUGUCAUCAGUGAAAGUGACCUUUGACAUACUUUCCCAGUUUAUAUUUCGAAUCAUGAUUUCAUGUUUUUAAACAAAAUUAUUGUAUAACCCAAAGUACUGAAUCAUAAUCCAUAGAUCUUAAAAUUUAUACAGAGUGAGGCUACGUGGCUCAGUUGGUUAGCACGCUAGCGCAGGGUAAUGACCCAGAAGCUUCUCACCAAU
Molecule: messenger RNA, 5740 nt
Organism: Liolophura sinensis
Lineage: Eukaryota; Metazoa; Mollusca; Polyplacophora; Chitonida; Chitonidae
Product: myosin-IIIb-like
Exons: 31
Coding region: 64-3555 (1163 amino acids)
Biological process (GO): peptidyl-serine phosphorylation; regulation of actin filament length
Cellular component (GO): myosin complex
Molecular function (GO): protein binding; ATP binding; microfilament motor activity
Source: RefSeq, a predicted model, not a curated record